Messenger RNA from Calliphora vicina (urban bluebottle blowfly), 2147 nucleotides. RefSeq names its product endophilin-A (gene EndoA). The transcript has 3 exons. Gene Ontology annotation, cellular component: cytoplasm; glutamatergic synapse; presynapse. The record is from RefSeq and is a predicted model, not a curated record. NCBI's taxonomy places the organism in Eukaryota, Metazoa, Arthropoda, Insecta, Diptera, Calliphoridae. Gene Ontology annotation, biological process: synaptic vesicle uncoating. Bases 320 to 1435 code for a protein of 371 amino acids. Gene Ontology annotation, molecular function: protein binding.
GCAGAAAAAUAUCGAUUUGCCAUAGACGAUAAAACGAAAAAAGUGUUCAGGAUAGAAAAGUUGUGUAAAAAUUUGUAAACGUUAGAAAAAUCCCAAAAAAUUUAAAUUAUUUACAGAAAAGACUUAAUAGGCAACAGUCGUUCAUUGCACAAUAAGAGAAAUUAAGGAAAAGUAUUUGAUACAAGAAAAAUAAGUCAAUUUUCAACAAAAUCUCAAGAAGAGGAGGUGAUUGAUUUUUUAUAUUGUAAUUUACGUUCCAGUUUGGCGUUUACCAAAAUUUCAGAAAUAUCUAAGGUCGUAAAUAGUUAAGAGGAAAAAAAUGGCCUUUGCCGGAUUAAAGAAACAGAUUAACAAAGCCAACCAGUAUGUAACGGAAAAAAUGGGUGGUGCCGAGGGCACCCGUUUGGAUGUUGAUUUCAUGGAGAUGGAGCGUAAGACAGAUGUAACUGUUGAACUGGUGGAGGAGUUGCAGGUGAAGACAAAAGAAUUUCUCCAGCCAAAUCCCACGGCCAGAGCCAAGAUGGCAGCCGUCAAGGGUAUUUCGAAAUUGUCUGGCCAAGCAAAAUCGAAUACGUAUCCUCAGCCUGAAGGUCUUUUGGCUGAUUGUAUGUUGACUUAUGGCAAAAAGUUGGGUGAAGACAAUAGUGUUUUUGCGCAAGCGCUAGUUGAGUUUGGUGAAGCGCUUCGCCAAAUGGCUGAUGUUAAAUACUCGCUGGACGACAAUAUUAAGCAGAACUUUUUGGAACCGCUGCAUCACCUGCAGAUGAAAGACCUCAAGGAGGUCAUGCACCAUCGCAAGAAGUUGCAAGGACGACGACUCGACUUCGACUGCAAACGUCGCCAGAAGGCAAAAGAUGAUGAAAUACGUGGGGCCGAGGAAAAGUUCGAAGAAUCGUUGCAUCUUGCCCAAAUGGGCAUGUUCAACUUACUCGAGAAUGAUACCGAGCAAGUUUCGCAACUCUGUACUUUCGCCGAGGCUCUUUACGAAUUCCACUCCCAAUGCGCAGAUGUUCUGCGCGGCCUUCAGGAGACGUUAGCUGAGAAGCGAGAAGAAGCCGAGUCGCGUCCCAAGCCGGAGUUUGUGCCCAAAUCCGUACUCGAUUUGAAUUUGGAUGCUUUGGGCAAUGACACGGAGAGCUCGGGCACACCAGCCCAUCACAGGAUCACUGGUGCGUCUCCGCUGCCAUCGCCCAUGCGUUCUCCUGCUAAAUCGAUGGCCUCAACACCGUCACGCCAGCAGAUGCAGCCCUAUUGCCAGGCUUUGUACGAUUUCGAGCCGCAAAACCCCGGCGAGUUGGGCUUUAAAGAGAAUGAAAUUAUCACUCUGCUGAAUCGCGUCGACGAUAAUUGGUUUGAGGGCUCACUCAACGGUCGCACUGGCUAUUUCCCACAAUCGUAUGUCCAAGUGGUGGUACCCCUACCCAAUGGCAAUUAAAUUGUCCCCAAUUCUCAAAACGAUAUAGCUGCAACAACUACAACAACAAAUAACCAGGAGGCUGAUGAUUUUAAUGAUUCACAUUUAAACGCAUAGAUUGAUCAAUCAAUAGAUAGAUGGAUGGAUGAUGCAAGAUUGAUGAAGAUGAUUUUUUAAGCUAAAAGUUAACCGUUGAAAAGAAAAGAUGAAAGAAAAAACAAACGUUUUGCCUUUAAUUGCCAUAAACAUGUCAUCAAGUUUAAAUUUUAUUUAUUUUAUUUAACAAUAUAUUUUUAUAAUUAUCUAAAAUCAAAAUUUAAUUAUUAGAUAGAUACAAAAUAAAACUGCUAGUUACAUAUAUACAUACAUAAAUAUUUUAAAACUGCUUGUUUAAAAAGUAAAAUAUAGAUAUUUUUUUUAAAUAAAAAUUUAAACAAAAACAUAAAAACCUAAAAGAAAUCAAAAAAUUCUUUACUCCUUUCUAUCUUUAUUAUAAAUGUGUGUUGUUUAAUUUUGUUAUUUAUUAUUAUAUUUAAAUUAUACUAUAUAUUAUAAUUAUUAAGGCUAAAAAUAAAUUAAAUUAAUACAAACAAAAAAUAAUAACAAACUAAAUUAUAUACAUGUAUAUUUAUUAAACUAUAUUUAUUAUUAUGAUUAUAACAAAUAAAAAAACAACUGAAAUAAAAAAAGAACUCUUUAAAUGAGUUUUUUAUAUAAAUAUAUAAAAAAAUAA